Molecule: messenger RNA, 1447 nt
Organism: Aspergillus homomorphus CBS 101889
Lineage: Eukaryota; Fungi; Ascomycota; Eurotiomycetes; Eurotiales; Aspergillaceae
Product: mitochondrial 37S ribosomal protein uS7m
Exons: 3
Coding region: 136-1248 (370 amino acids)
Biological process (GO): ribosomal small subunit assembly; translation
Cellular component (GO): ribosome
Molecular function (GO): rRNA binding; mRNA binding; structural constituent of ribosome
Source: RefSeq, a predicted model, not a curated record
GGAUGACUCAGCAAGUGUGGAGAGGAAAAUCGUUCGCCGGACUUCAUGGCAGGGAGCCAGGCUGAUAGAAGUGACUUCAUCCACUUUCAUUCCCUCUUUGACAGCCUCCGGUCAUUGAAGGGGUUCAUUCUCACUAUGCCGCCACGUCUCAAUAUUCUCACCGCAAGGGCGGUUCCCGUCCUUCGCCAGCCUUCGACGUCCGCUGUCAACGGUUCGGCCGCUGCCCGCCGCAGCAUUGCGACUAUUGUGAACGCCAACCGGCCAUCGACCACCAAUGGCCUGAAAUUCGUCCCUUCAGUUUCGGUGCGGAUGUCGCAGCGUUGGAACUCGUCUGGUAGCGAUGGAAAGGACAAGCCAGAGGGCUACAAGGGCCCAACGGAGGACCCCUUGCCCCAUGUCAGUGAAGAGGCCGCGGAGGUCAGCAAAAUCAUGGAUAAGAGAUGCGAUGGCGUUGCUUCCAGCCCGGAACUGGAGCAGGGAACACCGGUUUCCGAGAUCUUGCAGCGUGACAAGAAUGCCCAGAAGCAUGCCCCCAAGGUCAUGCAAGACCAAAUGAAGAACCAAUCGGGCAAGCGCUCGUUCUCAACAUCUGCUCGUCGCAUGGAAUCAGGUUUAGAGUCGACUAAUUUCGACGACGCUUCCGCCGCAAUGGUCGCCAACAUGGUUGCCGCCGUCAACGAGCAAGCGGCCGAGUUGCACUUUGGCGAAGGGCUCAAGUUCGAGAAGCCCACCAAGGCCAUGGCCAAGACUGAUAACUUCCGUUCUCGAUACGACUCAUUGCUGGAACAGUUCACGAAGCAACUUAUGCGGGAUGGCAAGCUGACCAAGGCUUACAAUGAUAUGUCCUUCAUUCUGGAUCACCUGCGGACUUCUCCCCCCCCUAACACGAGCAUGAAGCGACCGUUGCUUCCUGGCCCUUCGAGCUCUCAACUACCCCUCAACCCCGUCCUCUACCUUACCCUCAUAGUCGACUCCGUCGCUCCUCUGCUCAAGAUCCGCCAACAGAAAGGUGUUAUUGGUGGUGGUGCGUCGGUGCAGAUCCCUGUUCCCCUCGCUCUCCGACAGCGGCGGCGGCAGGCUAUCCGGUGGAUCAUUGAUUCCUCGGACAAGCGCCGGGACAGCAACUUCGCCAUGAGAGUUGCACAGGAGCUGGUUGCGGUUGCUGAGGGUCGCAGUGGUGUGUGGGAUCGCAGAGAGGCGGUGCACAAGCUCGGUAUUGCAGGUCGGUCGAACCUGGCCAAGCGGUGAAUGUUGCUUUGAAUCACGAGUCGAUUAUGCCAUGACCCAAGCGAUGGGGGGCUUCCCUCUAAAUACAUUCCAUGGGAUGGGGUUCGGGAAUUGGGCUACUUGCUUGGUUGGACGUUGUAUAUUUCAUUUUCUUCCCCGAUCUGUAUUUCUUACUUGCUACCAGUUAUUUUCAGCAGCCAAAUCAGUUCACUGUUUAGAA